Neopelma chrysocephalum (saffron-crested tyrant-manakin) is the source of this 2687-nucleotide messenger RNA. It is a transcript of the gene LHX5, whose product is annotated as LIM homeobox 5. Gene Ontology annotation, molecular function: RNA polymerase II transcription regulatory region sequence-specific DNA binding; DNA-binding transcription factor activity, RNA polymerase II-specific. Gene Ontology annotation, biological process: regulation of transcription by RNA polymerase II; neuron differentiation. The transcript has 6 exons. Lineage: Eukaryota; Metazoa; Chordata; Aves; Passeriformes; Pipridae. Gene Ontology annotation, cellular component: nucleus. Bases 59 to 1453 code for a protein of 464 amino acids. The record is from RefSeq and is a predicted model, not a curated record.
GUGUGCCGGCGCGGGUCUGGCUUCUCCUUUUGCGCGUCUCCAUCCCCCGGCGGAGGUUAUGAUGGUGCAUUGUGCGGGCUGCGAGAGGCCGAUUUUGGACCGGUUCCUACUGAACGUCUUGGACAGAGCAUGGCACAUCAAAUGCGUCCAGUGCUGCGAGUGCAAGUGCAACCUGACCGAGAAAUGCUUCUCCAGGGAAGGGAAACUCUACUGCAAAAAUGACUUUUUCAGGAGGUUUGGUACCAAAUGCGCCGGCUGCUCCCAAGGGAUCUCCCCCAGCGACCUCGUCCGGAAAGCCCGGAAUAAAGUCUUUCACCUGAACUGUUUCACCUGCAUGGUCUGCAACAAGCAGCUCUCCACGGGCGAGGAACUCUAUAUCAUCGACGAGAACAAAUUUGUUUGCAAAGAGGAUUAUUUGAACUCUCCCAGUUUGAAGGAAGGCAGCCUCAACUCAGAGGCAAAGCUCCCAUUUGACUUCCUUGGAAGCUGUCUCUGCGUCAGGAGAGCAGGGCCAGGCCCCCUCCUGCUGUCCCAGCCAUGCCGGGCGCCCCUGCUCACCCCCUUCCGUGGGCUCUCUCUCCGUCCAGCACCCGGGGCCGGAUCCUGCCACGCCAGUCAGUGGGGCCGCUGCUGUGAGCGAGUGUCCUCAUGUACAGACAGGAGUUUGUCCCCGGAUCUCCAGGACCCCAUGCAGGACGACACCAAGGAGACGGACAACUCGACCUCCUCGGACAAGGAGACCACCAACAACGAGAACGAGGAGCAGAACUCGGGCACCAAGAGGAGGGGGCCCCGCACCACCAUUAAAGCCAAGCAGCUGGAGACCCUCAAAGCUGCCUUCGCCGCCACCCCCAAACCCACCCGCCACAUCCGAGAGCAGCUGGCCCAGGAGACCGGCCUCAACAUGAGAGUCAUCCAGGUCUGGUUCCAGAACCGUCGGUCGAAGGAGCGGCGGAUGAAGCAGCUGAGCGCGCUGGGCGCCCGCCGACACGCCUUCUUCCGCAGCCCCCGCAGGAUGCGGCCCCUCGGCGGCCGCCUCGACGAGUCCGAGAUGCUCGGCUCGACCCCCUACACGUACUACGGAGAUUACCAAGGUGACUACUACGGACCGGGAGGCAACUAUGACUUUUUCCCCCACGGGCCGCCCUCCCAAGCCCAGUCCCCGGCCGACUCCAGCUACCUUCAGAACUCAGGACCCGGCUCCACACCCCUGGGACCCUUGGAGCCCCCCCUAAGCGGACACCACUCCUCAGAAAACCAAAGGUACACGGAUAUGAUCUCGCAUCCCGACACCCCCAGCCCCGAGCCGGGGAUGACCGGCUCGCUGCACCCCAUCCCGGGGGAGGUCUUCAGCGGGGGGCCCAGCCCCCCCUUCUCCAUGUCCAGCAAUAGCGGCUACAGCGGGGCUCUGUCGCACCCGAACCCGGAGCUCAGCGAGGCGGCGGUGUGGUAGGCCUGGCGUGGGCACGCGUGUGUGUGUGCAGGGGGAAAACGCCCCCUUCGUCCCCCCAGCCCACGCGUGUCCCCCCUCCCCUCACCCCGGACCAGGGCGCAUCACAUCACCACCGUCGGAUAAAGAGCCCCCUCCCGUGCCAAAACGCAUCCCUGCAUCCCCCCUCUGCCCUCCCCAUCUCUGCACCCCCCGGGACCUUGGGGCCACCCCGCUACCUCCCCCCUCCCGGCACCUUCCCCCCAACACUUGGGAGGGGAGCAAUGAAUGGUGCCCAGCCCUGAAGACCCCCGCCGGUGUCGGGACCACCUCUUGGACCAAAGCUGAACUCGCCUGGACACAGGUCCCACCGCCCCGGUGGCACCAGGGGAGGAGGGGCUGGGGCAGGGCUCCCCCCUGCUAAUUAGCAUCCUUUUUAAUUAUCCCCUGCCACGUCGUGGGAGGGGGGGAAUGGGGAACAGCAGGAAUAACCCCCGCGGCCCCUCUCCCUGCCCUUAUUUUUAUUGUUCCCAUUUUAUCCCCAAGGAGAAGGUGGGUUUGGACACGGUUUUUGGUGAUGGGGAGAAGGGGGGUCGUGGGGGGGCCAGGCCCAGGGCUGCCCCAGUGACUGACUGAGAUUGGGCUCCCACGUGGUGGAAAAGACACCAGAAAGAGGCAGAAACAGGAAAAACACAACAACAAAAAACCAAUAAACCCCAGAACUAAACCAACUCAACCACAACAGCAGAAAUUACACCUGAGCCUCGAUGCCGAGUCCCACCCCAACAAUUCCCAGAGGCUCCGACAAUUUAAGGAUGUAUUAUAGUUUUUGCUUCUAGUUUCUUUAUUUUGUAUAAAGGAGAAACAAAUAAAGUAUGUUUUUGUGUUUACUGAUUAUUUAUUGUACUUUAGUCAUCGGAGGCUCCGAAUUUUUCUAUUUUGAAGGCAGGGAGGGGGUGGCACCGGGGAGGGGGGUGAGAGGAUAGAGAAGGGGCAAUAAAAAAAGGAAGGAGAAUGGAAAAGGAAAGGAAAAAAAGUUGUUUUCUGAAAGCGUCGUGGGUUUCCUGUCCCCGCUGCCUCUUGCAGAGGCUGUUAGUGUGAAUGGCUCUUGUUGUUCAAUGUGAAUAAAAAACCUUUUAGUUACCUACUGUUCGGUCACCUGUCCCUUUCAUUUUAUUUUAUUUUGUUUUAUUUUUAAGACAAGACCACGAGCGUUGCUGGCAGGGCUGCCCUGCUCCACCAUUGUCCCCCAGCCCUG